This is a messenger RNA of Adelges cooleyi (spruce gall adelgid), 1217 nucleotides long. RefSeq names its product ribosome biogenesis protein BRX1 homolog. The coding region runs from base 186 to 1118 and encodes 310 amino acids. Gene Ontology annotation, biological process: rRNA processing; ribosomal large subunit assembly. The transcript has 7 exons. Gene Ontology annotation, molecular function: rRNA binding. Lineage: Eukaryota; Metazoa; Arthropoda; Insecta; Hemiptera; Adelgidae. The record is from RefSeq and is a predicted model, not a curated record. Gene Ontology annotation, cellular component: nucleolus.
GGGUGUCCAUAAUAAUAUUAUAUUCGAUAUCAAGCACGUGUUGACUAUAAAUAUUAAAUUGUAACUUGUUUGUUAGUGUUGACUGUCGAAUAUACCUACAAGAGGGUUGUAACUUAUUGUUUACUAUUAACAAUUCAAACAUAAUAUAAUUGACAUUUCUCUUUAAUUUUUUGACUAACUAUAAAAUGGCAAAGAAAAGUUUAAAAAGGAAACAAAAAACUGAGGAGAUUCAAGAAGAGGAGCCUAAAGUAGUCUUGCCUCUAGUUCGAAGAUCAGACGAGCCAGUCAUCAAAAAAACAAAAUGGAUCAAUAGGGAACGAGUAUUAGUAUUUGCUACCCGUGGUAUAAGUUUUCAACACCGUCAUUUAAUGAAAGAUUUUAUCAAAAUGUUACCGCAUUCAAAGUCUGCUUUUAAAAUGGAGAAAAAAGAAAACUUAUUUGUAGUCAAUGAGAUGUGUAAAAUGGCACAUUGCAAUAAAUGCAUUUUAUUUGAUGGAAGACUUCAGAGAGAUUUGUAUAUGUGGUUUGCGAAUAUACCAGAAGGACCUAGUGCAAAGUUUCAUGUAGAAAGUAUUUACACAAGUGCAGAGUUGAAAUUGACUGGAAAUUGUCUAAAAGGAUCUCGACCAAUUUUAUCAUUUGAAAAAUCUUUUGACGAACACCCACAGUAUUCAUUAUUAAGGGAAUUAUUUAUCCAAAUAUUUGGGGUACCUAACCAACAUCCUAAAAGUCAACCAUUUGUCGAUAAUGUUCUGAACUUUUCGGUUUUGGAUAACAGAAUUUGGUUUAGGAAUUAUCAAAUUUUAGAUGAUAAUGGUGCUAUAGCCGAAAUUGGACCACGCUUUGUACUACAACCAAUCCGUAUCUUCAAAGGCAGUUUCUGUGGUGAAACUCUUUGGGAAAAUCCAUUAUAUGUUACACCAGCCAAAACAAGGCAAUUAGCAAGAGAAGGCAAAAAAGAUAAAUAUGCCAACAAUAAGAUUCAACGUAAAGCUAAGAAGACUAAGGAAUUCCUAGAAUCAUUCCGCGUUAAACCAGAAAUUGAAAUGUUCAGAGAUGGGAAUGUAAAAGACAAGGCUAGGAAAUUAUUAGCUAGAGACAAAAAACCCGUGAACUAGUCUUUAAAUAUUGUAUAUUUUUAUAUUACAUUUCGUAAUAAAUUAAAUCAUGAAAUAUAUAUGUUUAAAAUUAAAUAAAACGCACACGAGUCAAUAAAA